GGGGCGGGGCGAGGCGGCGGCAUCACGUGACCGCGCGGCGGCAGGAGCGGCGCCCGCCCGCCCGGCACCGGCAGCAUGUCGGGCAAGGACCGCAUCGAGAUCUUCCCGUCGCGCAUGGCUCAGACCAUCAUGAAGGCCCGUUUGAAAGGAGCCCAAACUGGUCGUAACCUUUUGAAGAAAAAAUCUGAUGCUUUGACUCUUCGAUUCAGGCAGAUCCUUAAGAAAAUCAUUGAGACUAAGUUGCUGAUGGGUGAGGUGAUGAGAGAAGCUGCCUUUUCCCUUGCUGAGGCAAAGUUCACAGCUGGAGACUUCAGUACCACUGUGAUCCAAAAUGUGAACAAAGCUCAAGUCAAGAUCAGAGCUAAAAAAGACAACGUAGCAGGUGUAACCUUGCCAGUUUUUGAGCAUUACCAGGAAGGAGGGGACAGUUAUGAGCUGACUGGCUUGGCUAGGGGUGGAGAACAGCUGGCCAAGCUGAAGAGGAACUAUGCCAAAGCUGUGGAGCUGCUUGUGGAACUGGCCUCCUUACAGACAUCCUUCAUUACUUUGGAUGAAGCCAUUAAAAUAACAAACAGACGUGUGAAUGCAAUUGAGCACGUGAUUAUUCCCAGGAUUGAGCGUACUCUUUCUUACAUCAUCACAGAACUGGAUGAAAGAGAGCGAGAGGAAUUCUACAGGUUAAAGAAGAUACAGGAAAAGAAAAAGGUAUUGAAAGAAAAGUCAGAGAAAGAACGGGAGCUGCGGAGAGCUGCUGGUGGGGAACGUGAACCUGCCAACCUCUUACUGGAGGAGAAGGAUGAAGACCUUCUCUUUGAGUAGCCCAGCACAAGUGUUGUACAGGGCAGCGGGGGACCCAGAAGACAGUGUCCAAUUGCACUAUAACUGGACAUGUUGCCUCAGUGAUAUUUAUGUGGCUUCUCAGUUGCUGUAUAAAUCUUAGUGGAACAGACUGUGGAUUUCUUCAGGGAGAUUAGAAACCUGAAUGUAGCUGCAAGUGCUUUGUUAUCGAGAAAGCCUUGUAUUGCUGGUUGGAGUAGAGGCUAGCGUGGGAGUUCUUGCAUUCUUCAAGUUACACAGUGGGAAGGAGUGUCCACACUUGUUCCUUUUGCAGGAGGGCUUGGGAUUUCCCUAAUCAGAUUCCAUUCUAAUUCUUCCCAUUAUAACAAUAGUUCUGUUAUGUGUGUGUGUGGGGGGGAGAUGCAUGCAAAGCUUUUGCUGCUGAACGAUUAAUGUUAAAAGUUAAAGCAGAUAUCAGCACAGUUUGAAGUCAAAUGUAAGUAUAAGCCACUAGAUUUUCUAACUCAUUGAUGAAAUCCACAGUCUUACAUGAUUUAUUUCUGUUGCACGAUUGUUACCAUUGGCCUAAAAGGCCUAUGGUUUUAAUUAGAAGUUUUGCCAACUUGUGUACUGUCUGUGCUAGAAACAAGUAAAAGUUUCAAGUGUUAAGUGUCUGGCAUCUGGACCA
Molecule: messenger RNA, 1465 nt
Organism: Nothoprocta perdicaria
Lineage: Eukaryota; Metazoa; Chordata; Aves; Tinamiformes; Tinamidae
Gene: ATP6V1D
Product: ATPase H+ transporting V1 subunit D
Exons: 9
Coding region: 76-819 (247 amino acids)
Cellular component (GO): proton-transporting V-type ATPase complex
Molecular function (GO): proton-transporting ATPase activity, rotational mechanism
Source: RefSeq, a predicted model, not a curated record